CAUUGGCGACCAAUAACCACAAAAUCACAGCUAGUUUGUCGAGAAAAUAAUUCAGUAAAAAUUCAUAUAUUGUGUAUAAAAAAGCGUGGACUUGUUGUGGUAAGACAUUCCUUUUUCAAAGUAGUUUUAAGGUAAUUAUAGACAAUAUAAUAUUGUGGUCAGACUUUUAAAACAAAAUACAAAUGAAAUAACUCCAAUAUUAAAUUGUCAAUACUAAUACUAUAUAAUAUAAUAAUAAUAAUAAUAUACUAUAAUAUAGUAUAAGUAUAAUAAUAUAAUUAUUAUUUUAAAUUAUAUUAUAUUUAUAAUUAAAGUCAUAAUCAUAAAGAUUAAAGUAAAGUUUAUAAAAACGUUUAUUAAGUAAAUUAAGUUGGCACCUGGGACAAGUACCAUCUUUGCUCCUUUCUUUUUGUCCUGCUGAAAGGGAAUGCCGCACCCUAGGGGAAUGCUGAACCCUAGGGUGAUGCGGUGCAUAUUUUGGGAACUACUGGGCUGGCCAAACAGCACAGCAUGAAAACAUGUCUGACACAUUUGUUACUGUGAUAUCAUAAUAAUCUUUUGUUGUGUUUUGUUGUUGUUUUUUUUUGGUUGGGAGGGUCGAAAGCUCAUUGUUGUAUAUACACGUGGGGAGUGUCCAAAAAAGGGGGAGAGGGAUAGAAAAUUUUACACUAUUUAGCCUACAUACUAUAUGGAUGGCUCCCUACUGAUUGAAACAAAUCAGUACAGAGUACAUCAGCAGCAACUAGGCUCUAUCCCAGGGGUGGGAAAACUAUGGCCUGUGGGCUUUUUAUUUUACUAUUAACUAGUUAUCAAAUGUUAUCUGUUGCAGUUGGUUCUCAUCUUAUUAUAAUUUUUGAAUUAUCUGUUAGUUAUCAACUCAUAAAUAAUUAUUGCCUAUUUUUAAUUUAUAACAAAUUAUUUUAACUCUACACUGUAUCCAGAAAAUAAUGAUUAAAAUAAAACUAGUAAAUAUUCAUCAAUUUUUAAAAACCAACUCAUUUUAGUCCUGAUAUACCAAAAAUAAUGAACAGUCUCUGAUAAAGCUUAAGUUUUUCACAUGUUAGAAUUAAAAUUAUUUAUGGAAUUUAAAAAAUUGAUAAAUAUUUACAUCAAUUUUCAUAAUUAUAAAAAGAGUUCCCCUUUUUUACGGACACAGUGUGGUAGAGCCCUAGAGAAAAUUAUCAAACACCCUGGCAAAAACAAAUUAAUUUCUAAGAGAACCUAUUCACAAAAAGGUUGCCUCGUCUGUUGGGUUGUGUCAUCUUAAUGUGUCAUCUCCAAAUAAAAUAGCAUAGUCCAUGGCUUUUGGUUAGGGACUUCACACAUUUUUCUGAGCCUUAUGAUGUGAGCAGUGGUGAAAGGUAGGCCCUGUAUGGUCAAUAUUUUUAUCUGGCAUUUUGAAGUAGCUACAGACUUGACAGUGUUCAGUUCUCAUCAUUUUGUUAUCACCAGGUUCUGGUGUCUGCAAUAAAGUUUUUACUAAGGGAUUGCCAUUUACUGUAUAACUUUCUAAUAUUUGUGCUGUCUGCCUACUUUUUAAACCACCCUUAUAAAACUACAAGUUUUUCACAGAUUUACCCAAGUAAUAAUGCAAAGGAUGUUGUGAAUCACCCUACCUGCUUUUGUGAAGUCAGUUUAGAAUAUGUUUGUUCAUAUACCUUAACAAAAAUCCUACCCUUUGACAGCUACCCAAGUAACUUCUGCCCUUUAUUCCGAAGAAAAAACUUCAUCUGGAACCAUAUCCUACAUAAUUGCUUACCUCCCUCUUCCCUUCCUAAAAAUAUACCAAUAUUGCUUACCUCACAUUUCCCCCCAUGUUUUACACUGACCCUUCUUCAGAGCAGUUGGUCCCUUAGGUUAUUAACCUUAUUCAUUCACCCCUAACUCUCCAACAUUUUCCACUUACUCAUGCAUGAGUAGGUUUUUUUUUCAGAUUUAUUUGCACUUAAUUUAUGCUACAUAUAAGAAUGAACCUGCUGAAGAUCAGCUGUAAAAUUAUUCUUUAAGUCCUCUGGUUAAGCAUUAAUAAGUUUUUCACAUUCCUGAAAAUAUCUGUCACUUUCAGAUGAUUAUGAGGUGAUGGUUUUAGUAUGGAAUAUCUCUAUCUGAUUACUUAAUAAAUACCUCUCCUCUUUUUCACAUCUCAUUUACUAGUGUAUCAGCAAUUGCAGGAAAGGUAUUUAUGGAAUUUGUCUCUCACAUUUAGAUAUAUUUCUGCUCCAUCACCAUGAUUGGGUAACUAUCUUUCUGUAACAUUUUGAGUUAACUUAAAAUCCACAUCUGCUGGUACCAUUCUUUCAGAAGCUGCAUCAUAUUUUCAAAAUGAUCUCACAAAUUACACGUUUCAUCACCUAAUGGUUCAUAGAGAUCUACACAUGCUUUUAAUUUUAUAUUAAUCACACCCCUAUCUGUAGACUUUGGCUUACUUUAGGAAAAUUUUGUUAAAUCUCAUUUCAAAAAAAGAUAAAUUCUAAUUUGUGCAUCUUAUUUCCUUCUCUUCUAUUAAUAUCUCCCCUGUCAUACAGAUCUUCAGAUGCUUCUAAAAUUUUAGAAUAAGAUUCAAUAUUGUAGCUGUAGCCAUAGCAUGUGCCACCCAUCUAGCAUCAGAAAGGGAUUUUAAAGAAUUUGCAUUGGCUGGUGGAUGCAGAUAAAGAAAUUAUACAGCAGCUGUACUAUUGAGAGAAAAUUGACUGCCUCUUGGCAACAGUCAGUGCUAAGUGCCUGUUUCUCCAAUUUCAAAGUUUGUGUUUGUAUCAGUGUUUUAAUAUUGUGGAACUUGAGUGAAGAAAUGGGUCUAGUUUUCAGUUUUGGACACUAUAUACACAGCUUUACCUUGUUUCAGUUUUAAUCAUUUCAGUUUUUCUGAAAAACUUAAUUAAACGCAUUUUAUCUUGCAUCUAGAUUUGACAUGCAGAGUGAUUUUCAAUGCCACACCGGGAAGUCAUCAAAAAUUAUAAAAUAUUAACAAAUUCCUGAGUUUGAUAGAAGUCUUACUUUAGCACACUAAUGCCAAAAUGUUUCUGACCCCUGGUCAAAUGUAUAAACACAUUAGAUUUUAAAUUGUUUUAAAAUCAAUUUGUGGGAAAUAUGAAUAGUUUUUUAGAGUUGCCAACCUCAACUACCCCCCCCCCCCCCCCCCCCCCCUUUUUAAUAAAUAAACAAUAAUUAUUAGCAUUAUAAUAUUAAUUUCCAUAACUGCCGAUGUGGAACAUAAGCAACAGUCAAUCAUCCCCCAUAUGACAGCUAGUAGGUUCAAUAUCUGUAUAGUUUUUUGAAUAUUUUUGGUGUGCCCCCUUUCCCAUGGUGCCCUAAGCUAAUACUUAUAUUGUUAAAUGGGUAAUCUGGGCCUGCUUGUGGAUCCCAGACAUAGCUGGAAAUAGACAAGCAGACACUGUAGCAAAUAUUAGCUUGCCCAGCUAAAACCGUAUGUGCCAGUGCGCACUUCUUUUUUGUGUAUUUGAUAAGUGGUGAAACAGAAUGUUAGGCAUCUUUUAGGAAAAUGCCACAUUUGAACAAAAGUGUUUGAAGCUUAGUCACUGACAUCACUAUCCACGUUAUGAUCAUUUCCUUAGAUCUAAACCACACAAAGACCCCACCAGCCACCAACAUCUCAAGAUGUUUCUAAAAUAUAUCUGAUCGAUUCAAGCAAAAUUGAUUAUUAAAUUAAUACUUUAAAUUUCUUUAGGAAAAAAUUGAUAGCUGUCUGACUUUUUCUCAUCGUUUUCUAGAAAAUGUCUGCAGUUUCUUCAAAGCCACAAACAGCUGCUCCUCCUUUGAGACGCCGAAGAACAAAACUUACUUUAGAAAAGAAAAUAGCAGAUGAUGAAUUUAUGGCAGCUGCUAUUGGUGAUGUUGAAUGGCUAAAACAAAGUUUAAAAGACUCGGGCUCAGAAAUUAACUUUGAUAAAAAUGUAAGUUAAGUGUUAAAAAUAAAAGUGUUCACUGCUAUUUAUUAUAAGUUGAGGAAAGCAUGGUAAAAGAGCCCCAACAUUUUAGGGGGCACCAAAAUCUAAAAUGAUUAAUACAAAGAAAAUAUUUUUGCAAUAGAAAUUUUGUAAAGUUCAAGAAAUUAAUGUUACUCUCAAAAGAAAUAUACAAUAAUAUAAUAAUAAAAUGGUAUAAAGAUUAUAAUUUUUACAAAGAAAGAUGCAACACUUCUUGUGCCAACCCAAUGUAAUAUUACUAAAUUACUACACACAACCAUUCUACACCUCAACUACAGCUGCAUCUGAUUCACUAUAUGUCAAUACAUUUUAGAAAUGAAAGGUUGGAGUGAAAACUAAUUUUAAAAAAAAGAUUAAGUAAAGCUUUGCAAGAAUUUGUAUCAUGAAACAUUAAGUCAAAAAAAUCUAAAUGUAAAUGAUAAGUAAAAGAUUCAUUUUACAUGAACAUAAUUAGCUUGACAAAUGGAUGCUUGCACUUUUUCCAGUGUUGAAAGUUUUGGGUUGAUGCACACUCUAAAUAUAGGUAUAUUCAGACCACUUAAUAGAUGCUUAAAUUGUUGGGUUCAAAAAUUGUUUGGCUUGAACUUAAUUUUUACUUUAAACAUACAUUAACAAAUUAUGAUUUUCCAGGGCUUAACAGCAAUACAUUUAGCAGCUAUUCAUGGACGACUUGAGUGUCUGAAGCUGUGCAUUGAAAAAUUCAAAGUUGACAUUAACCUUCCAAGUUCAACAGGAUGGAGACCAAUUCACCUUUGCAUAAGUAACCAAACUGGGAAAAGAUCUAUGCAAUGCUUAGUCUACCUUUUAGAAAAUGGCGCGGAUUCAUCAAUGUAAGCACAAAUGUUGAUACUUUUUUCCACAAAGCUUUGCUAUCUCACAUAAAGGCCCUAAUGAAAUUAAAUGGGUGAUCUAUUUACUUCAUACUCAGCAUUAAAUUAUUUUAAACAGUUUUCUGUUUUCAUUAUAUUUUAAAAUGUAUUUCAUGUUCUCACUACCUCCCUAUGUUAUGAUAAAUUAUUUUUUUUGCCUUGUUUUGUGUCCAUUUAAAAAAUUGUUUUACGCCAGUGUCAUUAAUGUCAAAACAGAGCAAACGAUGAUGGUAUAACUCCAGUCCAUCAAGCAGCUAGUGAAGGCCAUGUGCAAUGUUUGAAAAUUCUUAUUGAAGUUGGUGCAAAAAUUGAUUGCAAAGAUUGUAGAGGCAAUACACCCCUUGAUCUGGCCAAACUCUGGGGCCAUAGAAAAUGUGCUAGGUUAGUUGAGUUACUUUUUUAUUACUGAACUUAUUUUAUACUCAAUUUAAUAUGAAGACCAAAUGCAAAUAAUGUUUAUUUGACACAGCUUAAUUUUAACUAUUGUUGUUAAUUUGCUAUUGUUCUCUCAGAAUUCUUGCAGCUGAGAAGUGGCAUCAGGAUAAGGCAUUUGUAGCAAAGGAAAUGCAACAACUAAAGAAAGUGAAAAUGCUGCAAGUUUUGAAAGAGUUAGAGGAAGAGGAAGAAAUAAAAGCUGCUCAACAAUUUUAUGGUGAUGAGGCUUUUAAACAGUGGAUGGCAACCAAAAGUGAAACUAAAACAUCACCAGAAAAAUUUGUAAAUGCAAAAGGACAAGAUAACAGAGAAAGUAUUUUUAGGCCAAACAGCAUUUCAAGAAAAACAAUAGUAGAAAAUCAACAACACACUACCAAAGAAAAAGUAAUAGUAGAUGGAAUGAAGAUAACAGCUGAAAAUGGCUCAGAUUUUGAAAUAAAUGAAGAUUAUGAAUUUAUGGAUGAUAAACAAAAUGAAGAUAACUCUAAAAAGAACAAACUAAAAAAACGUAGGAAGACCCCAAACUUGUUGAACUUGGAAGAUUGGAACAUAUCAACAAAAGCUACAGACAAUCAAUAUGUACCAGGACUUGAAGAUGAUUAUCCAAGGGAUGAGUACACAAUGAUGCCAAAAGUGAAAGGUGCACCAAAGUACUUUGAAGGGAAGUUUGUUGCCCCAUUGACCUCUGCCAAUAUUGAUGAAGACAUUAAAAGGAAAGGUUCUGGUGCACAGCUAAGAAAGCCAAAGCUCCCUGCAGAAAUCAUCAAUCAAGUAUUGGGUAAAGAUUCCACUGUAGUUGAUAGAGGAAUGAUUUUUAAGUGUAAGCACAUUGAAGAUGUCCAUACAAAAAGGAAGUAUGAUGCUGAUAAGACUGGACGAUCUGAAGCUCCUCUUCAUUUGACAAAUGAUGUAACAUCAUUUCUAGUGCAGAAUAGUGUAAGACUCCAUACAUCACCCAAGACAUCAAGCUCUAGAUCAGAUUCCAAGUCCGGUGUUACCAAUACAGAAUGGAGAGAUAAAAAUUUUCCUCUACCUCUUGUUAUGCAGACUUUAAAAAAUAUGAAUCAACCAAGACACUUUCCAAACAUCAAAGGAAAUGAAACAUUAUUCAUGUAUGGCAAUGUGAAAUAGUUUGUCAUGUUUUGAUGUAUAAAUUAUUUAAAUUUGUAUCUUAAAUUUUUAUAAUAUGUAUAUCAUAAUAAUAUAUAUACUGGAAUGUAUUUUAUAUGUAAAUAUAUUUAAACAUAAACAUUGGUGCUCCCUGGAUGAAGUUUGUUACACUAAAAGUUUUUUUUUCAAAAAUGACAUUUUCCAGAGUAUGUAUGAACCAACACAAAUCAGGAAAAGUGGUAUAAUGAAGAAAAAAUUAUUUACACUUUUUUUUUACAAGCUGGCCAACCGUUCUACACAAUUUUAGACGAAAUGAAAUUAAGACACAAUAAAUACACCAAAUUAACCAAAAUCAAAUAGAAGAACAUAUGAAUUCAAUUUAUUCUUCAUUAUGAGGGACACAUUUUGUUAGUCGAGGCAGUUCUCCACCAGGCCAUACAUUUAUUAUGCAGGUCUUGUUUUUUCUGGCCUAAAUUAUUAUGCUAGGCACCACUGUAUAAAUAUAUUUAUUUAUGCUAACCCACAUGGGAAUUAACCACAUAAUUUUGUUAUUUCUAAUUUGAUUUAC
This is a messenger RNA of Lymnaea stagnalis (great pond snail), 6926 nucleotides long. Lineage: Eukaryota; Metazoa; Mollusca; Gastropoda; Lymnaeidae. The record is from the annotation of a GenBank genome assembly.